AUGACCAAACCUCACCACAACAAGAAAAAGAGAAAGAAAGAGAAAAUCACUGUUCUUUCAGCAUCGAGGAUGAUCAUUAUCAAAGAAAAUACUUGUCGACUGGACACCCAGCUUGACAGGUUCCAGCAGCAAGUCAUUGAAAAGAUACGUGACGAUGUAGCGAUGGACUCCAUAGGAUCUGUUGACCAAUUUCAAUAUCGGUCGCAGCAAUUAGUCGCUUUACAAAGUGCUGUUCAAUCACUUUCCAUAACGUCUACGGCUCACAAUUUGCUCAAACCUGACAAACUUGUGACUCUGAUUUCUAACGUCUCUCGCCGACUUCCCAAACAGCAUGGAGGCCAACUUGAUGAAUAUACCGCAAAUGAAUUGGAUCUUUUUUGGCUAGUCACAGCGAAGGCUGCCAUACAAACACUGGGGUUAUUACUGAACAGCUUUGUGGAGCAAACGCGUGUUUUCAACGACGAAAUUCUCUACUGGGAUGAGAUCCUGGAUUCUUCCUGGUCCACUUGGUUACAUUUAGUGCAGACAUCGCCUUUGCGAAUAUGGCAUGGUGUAAGAGGCUUGUAUUCCUAUACAGCAAACAGAGCAACCCAGGACCGACACUAUCAUUCGAUGUCAGCUAGAUGGGCACAUUUCUAUGACUUGCUUAGACAGUCUGUCCGUCUACACCGUACGUACUCCAUGCGAAACAUAAUUUCAUCACAUCUUGCGACGUGCAGGUCGGACGUUCGACGAAAACAAAAAUCCUUGAAAACGAUGAGGGAUCUGCUUGCCAGCAGCAUCGGCCUCCUCAUGGAAGAAUGUUUAUCAUUCAACCUUGGAAACGACCACAAAAUUUCUGGAAACCAGUGGCGGGACACGGUACUUAGAAGCGUCAUUCUAAUGGAGACCAUUCUAUGCAAUACAACGGAAGAAAUUGGUGUCGUCGAUUUCGAACACAAGGUUUUUACGAUGACCAAUGCAGAAGAACACUUCGUUAUGGAACAGCUUAACGAGGGUUUGAUCUCUGAACACCCUGGGAUACUCAUUGAUCGGCUUGUCCAUAUUCUUCAGGACCUUUUACCAAAGUAUCAAUUAUCUUCAAAGGUAGUUGCUCGGAAAUAUGGCCAUCCGUCACGCCUUAUGCGCUAUUGGUUGCCAUUCUCUUUAUUGCUCUUUUCAGCAAGUACUUCUUUGAAAAUCUUAGCGAACAAGCGUACCGAGAUCAUCCGGUGGAUUCUAGAAAUUGGAUCAACAGCGGUCGAUUUCUGGAGUAACUGGGUGGUUGAACCAAUCCAACGGCUUAUUGGAACAAUCAGACAUGACAAAGCAAGCGAGAUUGCGAUCCUGAGCAAAAACAGCUUGGAGGCAGACCGGGCAAGUUUGGAGAGGAUGGUGGUUGAUUUCGUUCAGGACCAUCAAACGCUGACCAAAGGAGAUCCUGCAGCAACAGAUAAACUUACUAUAACAAACAGCGUCAGAGAAGGUGAUCUGACGCCGGUAUUGAAAGCAUACGAACGAGAUCUGCGUAGUCCUUUCGUUGGGACUGUACGAGGCGAUUUGAUACGCGCUCUUUUGAUCCAAAUCCAAAAGACCAAGGUCGAUGUGGAGAUAGCAAUGAGCGGCAUCGAUUCUCUUCUGAAGAGUCAAGAACUUGUUUUCGGCUUCGUUGGCAUCACCCCAGGAAUAUUGGUUUCAUAUUCUGUUUUCCAAUGGAUUUGCGGCCUUUUUGGUAGCAGAAAGGGUCUGCGAAGAAACGAGGAGCAUCACCAGUUGAGACAUGCUUUACGGAACGUUGACCGGACUUUGGCAGGAUCAUCACUUACCACAAAUGGCAUUCUCAAUUUCAAAGAUCAUGGGCUCUUGAUAUGCGACGCAGAAUAUCUGCUUCAAAGGGCGAGGACUGUCCUGAAAGGAGCUGACCUUCGGAAGUUCAAUGAGGAUGUCAGCGACCUUAUCGACAUCCAACGUGGUGCUGACAGGCAACUGCAGGUCGUCAGGCGGAUAGGGUACACGUACUCUAGGUGGUUCCAGUGA
Molecule: messenger RNA, 2016 nt
Organism: Aspergillus chevalieri
Lineage: Eukaryota; Fungi; Ascomycota; Eurotiomycetes; Eurotiales; Aspergillaceae
Gene: NCA2
Product: NCA2 family protein
Exons: 4
Coding region: 1-2016 (671 amino acids)
Cellular component (GO): mitochondrial outer membrane
Source: RefSeq, a predicted model, not a curated record